UCUUGUGCCUACGCACACAAUCUCUCAACUCUGAAGAAACAGGCACUGUAACUGACUGACACCUGGGCACCACCGUUCGGUGGACCAGAUUGCCAUUGAGAGGAACACACGAAUCCCUAUCCAUGAAAAUGCUAGAGCCACCCACGCACAACCACCCCUAGAAACGCCGCCGCACAGAACCCUCCUUCCUCACCCCUACUCCUCCAGGCGGCGGCGCGGAGGGCUAUGGACGGCGGACGCGCGGCGCCACCCGAUGCCACCACGAACUUCUCCCCUUGGCCCAUCGUCGCGGUCGCUCCCGCCGGGAUCAGGGUUGAGAAUUGCUACGUAUUCAAGAGCCGCCUGCAAGAGUACGCGCAGAAAGCUGGUCUCCCAACCCCUGAGUAUCAUACCCUCAAAGAGGGCCCGUCCCACGAACCAAUAUUCAAGUCCACAGUGGUCGUUAACAACACCAAGUAUGAUUCGCUGCCUGGAUUCUUCAGCCGAAAGGCUGCAGAACAGUCGGCCGCUGAAGUUGCGCUUCUGGAGAUAGUCAAGUCUGUUCCAGCAACUGAAACCAGAAGCAUCCCAGCAGUACAAGAGACUGGCCUGUGCAAGAAUCUUCUUCAGGAGUAUGCUCAGAAGAUGAAUUACGCCAUUCCAUCUUACAUUUGCUCUAAGCAAGCUUCAGGCGUAGCUCCUUUCGUAUGCACUGUUGAGAUUGGUGGCAUACAAUACAUAGGUGCUGCAGCUAGAACAAAGAAGGAUGCAGAGAUAAAAGCUGCCCGAACAGCUCUUCUUGCAAUCCAGGGUCAAUCAGAAGGUUGUGCAAAUGGUGCCACGAAGUACAUUGUUGUUCCUGGACAAAGGCAGGUUAAGGAGACAGAUAAAAAGCCACUUGAAACCCUCAAAUCACUUAAAGUCAAGAAAAGUGGUGGAAAAAAGAAAUGGAACAAGCGGAAAUUCUUGAGGAAGACCGACCAGAUUGUUGAUGAUGAAAAGGAUGGAGCUAGGGAGGCUGGGGAUGUUCAUGAUUGUGAUGUCCCAAUGCAGGCAUCCAGAGACAGUAUAAUGCUGCAUCCUGAAGAGGAAGCUAGAAUAGUGGAACAGGAGCUUCUUAGAGAUAUGACAAUGCUGCAAGCUGAUAAGGAAGCUAGAAGUGUAAAGCAGGGGCUUCCAAUGCUUCAACACCAUGAGGAAGCUAGAAGAGUAGAACCUGACUUAUCUAGAGACGCUGCAAUGGUUCAAUUCAGUAAGGAAGUUGUAAUGCUACAAUCUGAUGAGGAAGCUAGGAUAAUAGAACCGGAGCCACCUAGAGAUCCUGCAAUGGCCGAACCUAAGGAGGCAGCUAGAUGUGUAGAACAGGAGCCACUCGGUAGCGCUGAAGUGGUGAAGCAUAACAUGGAAGCUAGAGCUGUAGAGCAGGAGUCAGUGAGCACCUAUGUAGCAUUGCAAUUUGAUAGGGACCAAGCAAAAUGAUGCAGCGUGAAGGAGGAGCCACCAAGCAAUACUGCAGUGAUGCAGCGUGAGGAAACAGAAACUCCUAAGCAAGAAGCACCUCAAAGAGGCGAAUUGGUGCAAUCUAACUAGCGAUGUAUUUCUAGAGAAGAACAAAUCUUCUGAACAAGAAGAGCAAAAUAUAAGGGAUGAAUUCAUUGCUGGAGGCAAAUAAGUCCGCGGGAGAUAAAAUAAAUUAUGGUGGUUGACUCCAAUUGUAAGGGCCUUCCUCCAAUGAUAAUAGUGUAUCGACACGUGAAAAAAAGAGAGAUGGGAGCGUGUGAAAAAACUGAGUUAAUUUAUGGUUGGCAUCAUUGGGCGAUUGCAUUCCUGAUGAACUAUAUAAACCAAGCUACUCAUCAGUAGUUUUUCCCUGUCAUAUUUGAACGGUUGAAUUGCAUGAUCUGGUUACCAGAUGGUUUGCCUUUCCUUAAA
Molecule: messenger RNA, 1911 nt
Organism: Panicum virgatum (switchgrass)
Lineage: Eukaryota; Viridiplantae; Streptophyta; Magnoliopsida; Poales; Poaceae
Product: double-stranded RNA-binding protein 8-like
Exons: 4
Coding region: 226-1458 (410 amino acids)
Biological process (GO): rRNA processing; regulation of gene expression
Cellular component (GO): nucleus
Molecular function (GO): double-stranded RNA binding; ribonuclease III activity
Source: RefSeq, a predicted model, not a curated record